Molecule: messenger RNA, 1212 nt
Organism: Saccoglossus kowalevskii
Lineage: Eukaryota; Metazoa; Hemichordata; Enteropneusta; Harrimaniidae
Product: type-1 angiotensin II receptor-associated protein-like
Biological process (GO): angiotensin-activated signaling pathway
Cellular component (GO): plasma membrane
Source: RefSeq, a predicted model, not a curated record
CAUUGCUGUGUUGACAACCACUCUCUACUAGAACUGCUUCACGUCUGCAGUGUAUUUCGUGCGAUCUGUUAAUCACCAAAAUCAUAACACAGGACAAUGGCAGGUUGUAGCUGUAACGUACCACUUUGGCCCUUCAUUUUGGCUCAUUUAUGGCUGUCAGUAUGGGGAUUUCAGGCUGCCCUGGGCGGACAGUGGAUAACCCAUUCAUACGCUUGGAUGAAUUUCAGCAUCGUUGCGUUGGGGUGCUGGACAGUUGGCCAGGAGAAGAUGAAGGAAAACUGUUUAAUGCUCGUGAUUUCUCUUAUCAUUGGCUUUAUCUUUGACAUCGUAUUCAUCGCAGUCUACAAUAACAACAACUACUGGAACUGUGGGAAAUCUGGUUAUGUUGCCUGUGGUAAUUCGCGUAGUGAGUACAUCUGGAGUUAUGUCAUGGCCAUAAUUAACUGCAUCUUGAAGAUCGUCACCCUUAUCUUCGCUAUAUGUGAAUACAAGAAACGUGGAGGCAAAACACCCAACGUCAAGGCAUCCGUAUCCGUGUCUUAAGUCUACUGUGAGAUCUGUCAUUUGAAGAACCACACAAUGGUCUCAAUUUGGGACUUUUGAGUUACUUAGGACUCAAUCAAUACAGAUUUAUGCAUAAAGAUGUCUACAAAACACAAAAAAAGCAGACAGGUUGAAAUCAAAUCAUUUUUGACAUAGCAGAUACCAAUGUUAGCGUAUGCAUUUAUGUUAUAUCCGGUAUAACCAUAUUUGAAAAACGGGCGGACUUUAAUAAAACCAAAUAUAGAAACACCACCGAAUACCGGCGAUGGUAUUGUUUCAAUUGUAUAUAGAUCCUAGCUAAGAAAAUCAACACAUAGAAUAAAUUGAAUUCAUCGAGGGCUUCGUGUAUAUAGUUAUUUUAAUUAUUUUUAUAUAAUUCUUAUUAUAAUUUACAAAUGAUGUUUAUUUCGACACUGUAACAUUGCAAUGUAUAAUUUAUAACAAAAUGCUUCAUUUCUAGCAACCGUUUUCGCAUUGUGUAAUUUCGACUUUUAUAUGAAAAUGUCGAUGCCAUUUCGAAAACAGUUUGUAUUGCGCAAGCUUUAACAUCAUGCUUUGAAUUUUGAAAACAAAUAACCAUGUAUAACUUACAAUGUUCAUGUUGUUAUAUAAGCCUGGGAAAUGUUAUUAAAUUGUGAUGCAACUAAAAUAAAAAUGUUUUGCACACCA